Molecule: messenger RNA, 3147 nt
Organism: Phyllostomus hastatus (greater spear-nosed bat)
Lineage: Eukaryota; Metazoa; Chordata; Mammalia; Chiroptera; Phyllostomidae
Gene: NLRP2
Product: NLR family pyrin domain containing 2
Exons: 10
Coding region: 1-3147 (1048 amino acids)
Biological process (GO): regulation of inflammatory response
Cellular component (GO): cytoplasm
Molecular function (GO): protein binding
Source: RefSeq, a predicted model, not a curated record
AUGAUACCUUCUGCACAGCUGGGUUUCAACCUGCAGCCUCUUCUGGAACAACUCAACCAGGAUGAAUUGAACAAAUUUAAGUCUCUGUUGAGGACCAUUUCCCCCCAAGAUGAGUUACAGCACAUUCCCCAGAUGGAGAUAGAAGAGGCCAAUGGAAAACAACUGGCAGAAAUUCUCACCAGCAGCUUUCCCCACUGUUGGGUGGAGAAGGUGACCAUCCAGGUCUUUGACAAGAUGAAUCAGACAGAUCUGUCUAAGAGAGCAAAGGAUGAACUCCAAGGUGAGCAGACUGUGUCCCAGGAAGAAGGAUUCACUUUAACUUUCUAUUUUUCAGGGCUCACACAAGUACAGGGCAAAGGUGCCACACACCCAGAAGAAGUAAAAGAAAGUUUGGAAGGAGAAAAACCAGAUGAAGGGGAGGAACACAGAAGUGGAGUGAAGGCAAUCGGGCAAACCUUGAAGGAAAACUACUGGCCGGAAGUCAGAUCCCAUGAAUUCACCCAGAGAUAUGAGAGGCUGAAAACUUUCUGUAACCCGGAGACGCUCCCAGGGCCGUUUCCAUACACAGUGGUGCUGCACGGCCCUGCAGGCAUUGGGAAGACUACACUGGCCAAGAAGUGGAUGCUUGAGUGGACACAGGAUGAGCUCCCCAAGACGCUCAAGUUCGCCUUCUAUCUCAGAUGCAAGGAGAUGAACCACCAGGGGACCUGCACAUUUGCAGAGCUGCUGUCUAAGACCAGACUGGAUGUGCAGGAGGCCAAGAUCCCAGACCAAGGCCAGAACAUCCUAUUUGUCAUCGAUGGCUUCGAUGAGCUAAGGAUCCCCUUGGAGUCACUCAUCCACUACAUCUGUGGUGACUGGAAAAAGCAGAAGCCAGUGCCCAUCCUGCUGGCCAGUCUGCUGAAGAGGAAACUGCUCCCCAAGGCCACGUUGCUGGUCACCACACGCCCGGGGUCCCUGAGAGAGCUCCGACUCCUGGCUGAGCAGCCUAUCCUCAUAGAGGUGGAGGGGUUCUCGGAGCUGAGCAGGAGGGACUACUUCCUGAAGCACUUUGAGCAAGAGGACCAAGCCCUGCGAGCUUUUGAGGCCAUGAGGAGCAACCCGGCUUUGUUCCACAUGGGCUGCAUGCCCCCUGUGUGCUGGGUCACCUGCACGUGCCUGAGCCGGCAGAUGGAGCAAGGACAAGACCCUGCCACCACCUGCCAGACCACCACCUCACUCUUCCUGCAUUUCCUGUGUAGCCAAUUCACGCCAGUCCCUGCCAACUGCCCCCGAGAGCCCCUGGCAGCUGCACUGAGGGCAGUGUGUCUCCUGGCUGCUGGGGGCCUCUGGGCGCAGACAUCCGUGUUGGAUGGAGAAGAUCUCAAGAGGCUGGGGCUCCAGGAGUCCAACCUCCAGCCUUUCCUGGACAAGAACAUCCUCCAGGAGGACACACACUGUGAGGGCUGCUACACCUUCGUCCACCUCAGUGUCCAGGAGCUUCUGGCUGCUGUGUUCUACAUUCUGGACAGCGAGGAGCAGAAAGAUGAGGCCAGCUGCAGGCUGGACAUCGGGGACCUGCAGACGGUGCUCUCGAAGGAAGAAAAACUGAAGAACCCCAACCUGGCGCACUUGAGAUACUUCUUAUUCGGCCUCUCCAAUGAGCAGAGAGCCAGGGAGCUGGAGACGACCUUCGGUUGCCCAGUGCGGCCUGGGAUCAAGCAGGAGCUACUGACGUCAUUGUCUGAAGGGACUGAUCCCUUCUCCUCAACCACGGAUGUGAAGGAGGUGCUGUACUGUCUCUACGAAUCUCAGGAGGAGAUGCUUGUGAAGGAGGCCACGGCCCACACCAGGGAAAUGUGCCUGCAUUUGCAAAACAAAGUGGACCUUGUGCACUCAGCGUUCUGUCUCCAGCACUGUCAGAACUUGGAGACGAUUUCGCUGCAGGUGGAGAAGGGGAUAUUCCUGGAGAAUGAGGAAGCCUCAGAAUCACACGUGUGGGAGGAGAGGUCCCAGAAUGAUCCGCACAUGCUUUCUUUGUGGAUGGACCUUUGUUCCGCAUUUGACUCAAACAAGAAUCUGAUCCAUCUGGAUAUCAGUCAGAGUUUCCUCAGCACCUCAUCCAUUAGGAUCCUUUGUGAAAAAAUUGCCUCUGAUACCUGUCAUCUCCAGACAGUGGUCCUCAGAAAUAUUUCCCCCAUGGAUGCUUAUCAGAAUAUCUGCACCUGUUUUGGCGGUUACGAGACACUAACACAUCUGACCCUCGAAGGGAAUGAUCAGAAUGAUAUGCUUCCCACCCUGUGUGAGAUCUUGAGGCACCCAAAAUGUAAUCUGCAAUAUCUCAGGUUGGUGUCAUGUUCUGCCACCCCUGAGCAAUGGGCUGAUCUGUCCUCCUCCCUGGAAACCAACCAGUCCCUCACAUGUUUGAACCUCACGGCAGAUGAGCUCCUGGAUGAGGGUGCCAAGUUGCUGUACUUGACUUUGAGAAACCCACAGUGCUUCCUGAGGAGGUUGUCGUUGGAAAACAAUCACCUUACAGGAGCCUAUUUCAAGGAUCUCUCUUCUGCGUUGAUUGUCAACCUGAGGCUGACACACCUGUGCUUGGCCAAGAAUGACCUUGGGGAUAGCGGGGUAAAACUUCUGUGUGAAGGCUUAAGUUACCUUGACUGUCAACUACAGACCUUGGUGCUAUACUACUGCAACAUAACCUCUGAUGGCUGCAUUAAUCUCUCAAUGAUCCUGCAACAAAAUUCAAGCCUCACACACUUGGACUUGGGGCUGAACCACAUUGGAGUCACCGGACUGAAGUUUCUGUGUGAGGCUUUGAAGAAACCAUUGUGUAACCUAAGAUGUCUAUGGUUAUGGGGAUGUGCAAUCACCCCUUCUAGUUGCGCCGACCUCUCAUCUGCCCUUAGUAGCAACAAGAACCUCGUCACUCUGGACCUGGGCCAGAACUUCCUGGGGUACAGUGGAGUAAAGAUGCUGUAUGACGUCCUGAAACUUCAAAGUUGCCCUCUCCAGAAGCUCAGGUUGAAUAUAGAUAAAUCUGAUGCUCAAACUCAGAAGCUGCUGAGCAAAAUCAAAGAGAGCAACUCAAAACUGACUAUUGAGAGAGAUGAUCAAGAGCCAAAAAAUAACAGACCUUCUUCUCACGACUUUAUUUUCUGA